Austrofundulus limnaeus is the source of this 2863-nucleotide messenger RNA. It is a transcript of the gene slc25a19, whose product is annotated as solute carrier family 25 member 19. The coding region runs from base 517 to 1503 and encodes 328 amino acids. Gene Ontology annotation, biological process: transmembrane transport. The transcript has 7 exons. The record is from RefSeq and is a predicted model, not a curated record. NCBI's taxonomy places the organism in Eukaryota, Metazoa, Chordata, Actinopteri, Cyprinodontiformes, Rivulidae.
GUUUAAAGCAUCUGAGUUAACCAUACCACCAGCGCUACACAUCCAAACCAACAGGCUUUCGAAGAGCAAGUAUAAAGGUAAAGAUAAGUCGCUGCCCGAUUCAUGACCCAUUCGGAGUCCGGAAGUUGACGCAAACAGGUGUUACGUCGAGCCGCGUUCCCCCGUCAGAUACGGUUUCUCCACGGCGUUCUGACGUAUAAAAAAACAGCGUUUUAUCAGCUAAACGCGUUGUAAAGUGGCGUUUUGUUGCGCUUCGGGCUUUACAUAUUUAUCUUGUUCGAGAAGGCGGAGUUAGUUACGUUGUGCAUGGUUUUGUUGAGGCAGUUGUUAUCUUGUUCACACAUAUCGUCUUUGCAAGACGGAGCAUGCGCUUUGUGAAGCAUUAGCAGCGAGUUAACCCGGCAAACAGUGUGGUGUUUUUGCUUUGUAAGAGUGCGCUAUUCAGUGCGCUAGGAGUUGAAGUAUAAGCUGCAGAAAUAUUCCCGAAGAAGUGUUACUAUAAGGUGUUGUGGAGAGAUGGUGGGCUAUGACCCCCGGGCUCAGGAUGUAGCUCCUACCCCUCAGGAGGCAGUCAUCGCAGGUUCAUCUGCUGGGAUGGUCACUAGAGCCAUCAUCAGCCCAUUUGAUGUCAUUAAAAUCAGAUUUCAGCUUCAAAUCGAGCCUGUUUCUUCACAGAGACCCACGGGGAAGUAUUUGGGAAUCCUUCAGGCAACUCGAUGCAUUUACUCAGAGGAGGGCAUCUCUGCUUUCUGGAAGGGUCACAUCCCAGCUCAGUUUCUCUCCAUCUGCUUUGGAGCAGUCCAGUUUGUGAGCUUUGAGUUUCUGACUAAGGCGGUUCACAAGUCGACGCUGUAUGACAGUCAGACACCAGGAGUUCACUUUGUGUGUGGCGGUUUGGCGGCCUGCUCGGCUACAGUCGCCUGUCAGCCUCUGGACAUGCUGAGGACACGCUUUGCUGCUCAGGGAGAACCAAAGGUGUACAGAAACCUGCGUCACGCCGUGUCCACGAUGUGGCGCUCAGAGGGAGCGCUGACGUUUUACCGCGGCCUCUCUCCAACACUGGUGGCGGUGUUUCCUUACGCUGGACUGCAGUUCUUCUUCUACAACAUCUUUAAAAAGCUGUUGUCUCCCCCAUCUAAAACUAGGGACUCUGGAGGAACCUUUAGRAGCCUGAUUUGUGGCAGCGGAGCUGGAAUGAUCAGCAAAACCAUCACGUAUCCAUGUGACUUAAUCAAAAAGAGGCUGCAGGUGGGCGGGUUCGAGAAAGCCAGGGCUCACUUCGGAAAGGUGCGGAGCUACAGCGGCCUGAGAGACUGCGUGGUCCAAGUGGCCGAAGAGGAAGGCUUGCGGGGAUUCUUCAAAGGCCUCUCGCCCAGCCUGCUGAAAGCUGCGCUGUCAACAGGCUUCACUUUUUUCUGGUAUGAGUUCUUUCGCAACGCCUUGUGUAACGCCAGGGAGAAACGGAAAACAAACGUCCCCGCCAAAGACCGAGGGGCGAGAUAACGAACAAAACGGCGCAGACGAGGCAAUCACGCACAAUUAAAGCACACUUGACGUCUUGUUGCACUGGACAAGUUACUGAACAAAGCGAAGCAGGUCAGUGGUGGGUUCUGUUUACACAGGUGAAUGUGGGGUAAAUAAUCUUUAUAUAUCAGGUGUUAUAUAAUUGUAUAAACAUCCUAUUUGUUAAAUGUCAUUUAAUUUGCAUUUUGACAUUUCAUAUUUCAUUCAUAUUUAAAUGUCAGUGGGUUUAUGAGUGCCCUGGAUUAUCAGUAAAUUCCACAGGAAUGUAAUAACAGUAACUCUGUGAGUGAGUCUUACUGCCUGAGUGUUCCCUUGUUUUUGUUUUGUUCUUCUUGAGAGUGGCCUGCUUGGUCUGCAGAAAAAAUAAUCAAGCAUCACUCUGACAGCCGUUGUAUAGGAAUUAUGAGAUUGCWCAAUUAUGCUCUUAUUUUGUUGUCACUAUGCUUUUAUUUUGUUCAGUCUGAGGUUGGGCAAAAUAGUAUUGUGUGUGGUUAAUCGUCAGAAUAUUUGCUGCUUUGCAAUUACUUCAAUUAUGUGAUGAUAUAUUUUUGUGUGUGACACACUUUCACUAUCAGACCCACAAGUAAGCAUAAUGGUGGACGGCUUUGGCCACAUACAAGUGCAAUUGUCAUCUAUUAAUCCUCGCAUUAAUCAUUAUCGGCUAAACAAUUAAUCAUGAUAAGUUUUUUUCCCCAAUAUUACUCAACCCUAGCUCAGACUGUUCAAAGGUUUAKUGUUGACUUGAGAAUUUGUCAUCAGAUUGGAUGAGGGAAACUAGUAAAUAUUAGUUGUGUGUUUGCUGUUGUUGCAAGAAGAUGGUGUGAGCAAAACAAACAAAAAAAGAUUAUUUACUUUGAUAUGUUAAUAAUAAAACCAGUCAGGAAGUCGUUCAUUCAGAGAUUUAACACUAUAUUUUGUACACACGUGUGCCGACAUGACUGUCCUUCACUGCGACUCUGAAGUCUUUACUUUGCAGAUAAAAAGAAAUAUUUAUCACCCAGUAAACCUGAUUUAUCAAAGAGAGUUUUAUCAACUAUCUGAUGUAAACACAGGUUUAAACAUGAUGCUCAUUCUGCUUACAACAGGAGAUAUUUGUAUAUAGUGUCUGUGGAGUUUAUCUUUUUUUUUGAGAGUUUAAAAAAAGUUUAUUUGAAAUAUAAGUUGACAUGUGUGCUGUAAAUGUAACAUUUCCAAAGAUUUCCUAAUUCAACGUUUUGGGUCAUUUUCCUAAAAAAAAUCCAUCUUAAGUCAGAAGAAUGUACAUUACACAUUAAUGCAACAUCACUUUUGCUUUUAUUUAAGAUUGCUUUACACAGGAAUAAAAAGGGUAUAAACUGCA